This is a messenger RNA of Globicephala melas (long-finned pilot whale), 1503 nucleotides long. It is a transcript of the gene RABGGTB, whose product is annotated as Rab geranylgeranyltransferase subunit beta. Gene Ontology annotation, biological process: protein geranylgeranylation. Lineage: Eukaryota; Metazoa; Chordata; Mammalia; Artiodactyla; Delphinidae. Gene Ontology annotation, cellular component: Rab-protein geranylgeranyltransferase complex. The record is from RefSeq and is a predicted model, not a curated record. Gene Ontology annotation, molecular function: Rab geranylgeranyltransferase activity.
CACCUAAAUCCGCCCAGCGACGAGCCUAGUUCUCUUUUCGGUCUCAGACAUGGGCACACCGCAGAAGGAUGUUAUUAUCAAGUCAGAUGCACCCGACACCCUAUUAGUGGAGAAGCAUGCAGAUUAUAUAGCAUCCUAUGGCUCAAAGAAAGAUGAUUACGAAUACUGUAUGUCUGAAUAUUUGAGAAUGAGUGGCAUCUAUUGGGGUCUGACUGUAAUGGAUCUCAUGGGACAGCUACAUCGCAUGAAUAGAGAAGAGAUUCUGACAUUUAUUAAGUCUUGUCAACACGAGUGUGGUGGAAUAAGUGCUAGUAUUGGACAUGAUCCUCAUCUUUUGUACACUCUUAGUGCUGUCCAGAUUCUUACCCUCUAUGAUAGUAUUAAUGUUAUUGAUGUAAAUAAAGUUGUGGAAUAUGUUCAGAGUCUACAGAAAGAAGAUGGUUCUUUCGCUGGAGAUAUUUGGGGAGAAAUCGACACAAGAUUCUCUUUUUGUGCGGUGGCAACUUUGGCUCUAUUGGGGAAGCUGGAUGCUAUUAAUGUGGAAAAGGCAAUCGAAUUUGUUCUAUCAUGUAUGAACUUUGAUGGUGGAUUUGGUUGCAGGCCAGGUUCUGAAUCCCAUGCUGGGCAGAUCUAUUGUUGCACAGGAUUCCUGGCUAUUACUAGUCAGUUGCAUCGAGUAAAUUCUGAUUUACUUGGUUGGUGGCUUUGUGAACGACAGCUUCCAUCAGGUGGACUCAAUGGAAGGCCAGAGAAGUUACCAGAUGUGUGCUAUUCUUGGUGGGUGUUGGCUUCCCUAAAGAUAAUUGGAAGGCUUCACUGGAUUGACAGAGAGAAACUGCGCAGUUUCAUUUUAGCAUGUCAAGAUGAAGAAACGGGAGGAUUUGCGGACAGGCCAGGAGAUAUGGCAAAUCCUUUUCAUACUCUAUUUGGAAUUGCUGGAUUGUCACUUUUGGGAGAAGAACAGAUUAAACCUGUUAGCCCUGUUUUUUGCAUGCCUGAAGAAAUACUUCGGAGAGUGAAUGUUCAACCUGAACUAGUGAGCUAGAUUAGAUCCCUUGAUGCAAAAGUUACUUAGUGUAGUUUUACUGUCCUAACAUUUCAGUAUUUGAAGUGCUUAACAAACUUAAUGGCUGCCAUGUUAAUAUUUUGUACAUGAAUUGUGUUGAUUUUAAUAAAUUAUAUAAUUAUACAUACUGUAAAUUAGAGAUCUUUAUUGCACCUUCAGCUUUCCGUUUUCUUCUGGAAUGCUGUUAUUCGGAGCGUAAUAUUUUGUUUAUGCUUCAAUGUAUUUAUCUUGUUUGUCUCCAUAACAGCAACCUGAGUUGAACUCUAGCUGAUGAAGUCUUGUGUUCUGAUUUUCCCAUGUACUCCCUUGAUAUGUUAUAUAUAACUAUAGUUAAUAUAAAUUGGUCUUUGUCAAUGAGAAUGUUAACUGAUGAAGAAUUGAUGAACCCCAUAGAAAUUAAAAGAUGAAAAAAAAUAAAUGGCUGAAAUUUGGGAAUA